This is a messenger RNA of Macrosiphum euphorbiae (potato aphid), 495 nucleotides long. NCBI's taxonomy places the organism in Eukaryota, Metazoa, Arthropoda, Insecta, Hemiptera, Aphididae. The record is from the annotation of a GenBank genome assembly.
AUGGGUAUACCUCCAGAUGAAGAUUUAGCAGGAAGAAAUUUACCCUAUGUAAUAGUUGGUGACGAGGCAUUUCCUCUUAAAAAAUAUCUCAUGAGACCUUAUCCCAGAAGUGCCCGGCGACUUAGCGAGGAUGAACGUAUUUUCAACUACAGGCUCUCAAGAAGCAGAAAUACUGUGGAAAAUACUUUUGGUAUCCUUGCAAACACUUGGAGAGUAUAUCAUAGUCCAUUAGAAUGUCGAAUUGAACUCGCAGAUAAAGUCAUUUUAGCUACUGUUGUUCUCCACAAUUACACACGUCAAUUAACUACUCAAACCAAUCUAGCGACUGUUGAAGAACAAACCAACGAAACUAACGUGUUUAUGCCAAUACGAAUUGGUACCUCAUCGAAUUCAAGUAGAGAAGCUUUAAAUGUCCGAAAUUUAUUCAAAGAAUAUUUUAUUUCCAAUGAAGGUCGCGUUGAAUGGCAGCAAAGAAUUGUGAAUCGUACAGCUUAA